AUGUCUGAAGGAAACCCAAACAGAGACAUCCGGAACCACUAUCUGUUCGAGAUAGCCACAGAAGUCGCCAACCGAGUCGGUGGAAUUUACUCCGUCAUCAAAUCCAAGGCUCCCGUCACGACCGCAGAAUAUGGCGACAGAUACACACUUAUUGGGCCUCUCAAUAAACAAUCGGCCGCUGUCGAGGUCGAAGCCCUAACACCGACGAAUCCCCAACUGGCCGCAACAAUCGAGUCUAUGGAAGCGCGAGGAAUUGGCAUUUUAUAUGGUCGCUGGUUGAUUGAAGGCGCCCCAAGAGUUCUGCUGAUCGAUACGAAGACUGCAUAUCGCUUCCUCGACGAGUGGAAGGCGGACCUGUGGAACACGGCUGGAAUUCCAUCUCCUCCCGGCGACGACGAGACCAACGAGGCGGUAGUCUUUGGAUAUCUUGUUGCAUGGUUUUUAGGAGAGUUCGUUGCACACGAAAAGACCAAGGCCGUCAUCGCACACUUCCACGAAUGGUUAUCCGGUGUAGCUCUCCCACUCUGCAAAAGGCGCCGAAUCGAUGUCACCACCAUCUUCACCACCCACGCUACUCUCCUCGGUCGAUACCUCUGCGCCGGUUCAGUUGAUUUCUACAACAACCUACAAUACUUUGAUGUGGAUGCGGAGGCUGGAAAGCGUGGCAUCUACCACAGAUACUGCAUUGAACGGGCUUCUGCGCACUCUUGCGAUGUUUUCACCACUGUCUCCCACAUCACGGCAUACGAAAGCGAGCAUCUUCUGAAGCGGAAGCCAGAUGGUGUUCUUCCCAACGGUCUCAAUGUUACGAAGUUUUCGGCCAUGCACGAAUUCCAAAAUUUACAUCAACAGGCAAAGGAGAAGAUUCACGAUUUCGUUCGAGGGCACUUUUACGGACAUAACGACUUUGAUCCCGAGAAUACCCUUUACUUCUUCACAGCAGGUCGAUACGAAUACCGAAACAAGGGUGUUGAUAUGUUCAUCGAGUCAUUAGCACGAUUGAACCACCGACUGAAGUCCUCCGGCUCGAAAAUGACCAUUGUCGCAUUCGUCAUCAUGCCCGCACAAACACAAUCGUUAACCGUGGAAGCUUUGAAGGGACAAGCUGUGAUCAAGUCUUUACGAGAUACUGUUGAUGUUAUUGAAAGGGGUGUUGGCAAGCGGAUCUUUGAGCGCGCUCUCAAAUGGCACGAUGGGGACCCAAUGCCUGAUGCAAAGGAUCUCAUUACCAGCCAGGACCGAAUUCUGCUCCGAAGACGGUUAUUCGCCAUGAAGAGACAUGGCCUUCCUCCGAUUGUUACCCACAACAUGGCAAACGAUGCCGAGGAUCCGAUUUUGAACCAAAUCCGAAGAGUCCAGCUUUUCAACCACCCAUCAGACCGCGUCAAGAUUGUUUUCCACCCCGAGUUCUUGAACUCGGCAAACCCAGUUCUGCCAAUGGAUUAUGAUGAGUUCGUUCGAGGUACUCAUCUUGGUGUGUUCUCCUCUUACUACGAGCCAUGGGGUUACACUCCCGCAGAGUGUACAGUCAUGGGAGUUCCCAGCAUCACGACCAACCUCUCAGGUUUCGGCUGCUACAUGGAGGAAUUGAUUGAGAACUCCACCGACUACGGAAUCUACAUCGUGGACCGACGUAUGAAGGGAGUCGACGAUUCCGUCAACCAACUCACUUCCUUCAUGUUCGAUUUCGCCGGGAAAUCCCGCCGUCAACGCAUCAACCAACGGAAUCGCACCGAGCGACUCAGCGACCUACUGGACUGGAAGAGAAUGGGCAUGGAGUACGUCAAGGCUCGCCAACUCGCACUGAGAAGAGCAUACCCCGCCUCCUUCGACGGCGAAGACGAGGAUGAUUUCAUCCCUGGUGUUGAGCAGAAGAUCAGUCGACCGUUCUCUGUUCCAGGCUCGCCGAGAGAUCGCAGUGGGAUGAUGACGCCUGGUGAUUUUGCUAGCUUGCAGGAGGGCAGAGAGGGAUUGAGUACCGAGGAUUAUGUUGCGUGGAAGUUGCCAGAAGAGGAAGAUCCAGACGAGUACCCAUUCCCGCUUACGCUGAGGACGAAGAGACCCACGGGCCCGACGAGCCCGGUUGAGCCUGCGCUGCCGAUUACGAAUGGUGGCUCAUGA
Hyaloscypha bicolor E is the source of this 2121-nucleotide messenger RNA. Its product is annotated as glycosyltransferase family 3 protein. Gene Ontology annotation, molecular function: alpha-1,4-glucan glucosyltransferase (UDP-glucose donor) activity. Gene Ontology annotation, cellular component: cytoplasm. The coding region runs from base 1 to 2121 and encodes 706 amino acids. The transcript is spliced from 5 exons. Gene Ontology annotation, biological process: glycogen biosynthetic process. The record is from RefSeq and is a predicted model, not a curated record. NCBI's taxonomy places the organism in Eukaryota, Fungi, Ascomycota, Leotiomycetes, Helotiales, Hyaloscyphaceae.